AUGGAAUCUGAGGAUUUUAUCGGUCUCCCUCCUUCUGGAGAUUCUCUUUGCGGGAAUGUGAAUGAUGAACCUAACAAUUCUAUUUUCGACUCUAAAGAGGUUGAUUCUCAACCCACUAAUUCGGAGGAUAGAGAAGAUAAACCGAAAAGUGAGAAUCUGGGGAAUGACAGUGAUGUUCAAAAUGAAGUUAGCCAUUGCAUACCAGAAGAAAACCUUGAAAAUGAUUUGGUCGGUAGCGGUUCAGAUAUGGAAAUUGAGGACAUAAGCAACCUCCCUGCUUUUAACAGUUCUGGUUCUGCAAAUGAAGAAAUCAAAAUAAAGGGUAACAAGGAGGGAGACGCUCAUUGCCUACAGCAAGCAAAUCAUAACAAUGAUUUAUUUGACGAAUCAUCGUUGCUAAGUGUUGCACAGUCUGAAACUGUUACAGUUGCACAGGAGUCAAAUAUCUUCUGCUCAAAGGUGCACAAGAAUGGUUGCCUUCCUAUCCAAGAUGCAAGUCCUGUUGGAACCCAUAAAACGGGUGGCACUAGUAUCCUUCUUCCACCUAUAUCAGGUGUUAAGAGAGCCCGAAUAACAGUUGAUGAGUGGCAACCUUCAGUGCGUGUAACAUAUAAAUCGUUAACAAGAGCUAGUAAACAUAAGCUUGAAGAACUAUUACAGCAGUGGUCAGAGUGGCAUGCUCAACAUGUUCCUUCAUCUCAAGAUCCUAUUGAAGUGGUGGAAUCAGGUGAAGACACGUUCUUUCCAGCUCUCCAUGUUGGCACGGAGAAGACGUCUGCAGUGUCUUUUUGGAUGGACAACCAAACAAGGAAUGCAGAGAGCAAGGAAUCCACUCCUUUGGAUAGCAAUUAUGUGCCUCUAUAUGAUCGUGGUUAUGCCUUAGGCUUGACUUUGGCUGGUGGCUCAAGUAAUUUGGAGGGAGGCUUGGAGAUUAUAGAUGAUGCAAGCCGUUGUUUCAAUUGCGGUUCUUACAAUCAUUCGUUGAAGGAUUGCCCUAAGCCUCGUAACCAUGUUGCUGUCAGUAAUGCCCGCAAACAGCUCAAGUUCAAACGAAAUCAGAAUGCUAAUUCUCGCAAUUCAACACGAUAUUAUCAGAAUUCUCCAGCUGGAAAAUAUGAUGGUUUAAGGCCUGGUGCUCUCGAUGCUGAGACAAGGAAGCUUUUGGGUAUUGGGGAGCUUGAUCCACCUCCUUGGCUUAACAGAAUGCGAGAAAUUGGUUACCCACCAGGAUAUCUAGAUCCAGAUGACGAGGAUCAGCCAUCAGGGAUUAUAAUUUAUGCUGAUGAGGAAAUUAAGGGAGAACAGGAGGAUGGGGAAAUUAUUGAAACCGAUGAUUAUCCUGAACCACAGAGGAAAAUGACAGUCGAAUUUCCAGGAUUGAAUGGACCAAUCCCAGAAAAUGCUGAUGAGAGACUUUGGGCAACUGGACCUUCGUUUUCUGAUCACUCUAGGAACCGCUCAUACAGCAGAUCGAACCAUUAUUCAGAACCCGUCAGCAGAGGGCAUCACCGUGAGCAAAGGUGGUCCAGGGAUUAUAGAGAUGACGGGCCUCCUGGCGUUGAACCAGGUUCUGGCCCAUCUAGUUACCCCCCAAGAUAUGGCAGUUACGAUUAUGGUUACAACUUACCAAGAAGCCCUACCUUUGGAAGGUCCCAAUCAGACAGAGGUAGAAGAAUCCCUUUGUCCAAUGAAGGUUCUUUUGCAUACUCAAAUCCUCGUCAUUCGCCCAAGGAUUAUGACUCGGCCAAUUUCGAAAAUUGGAAUGAUGAAAGCAGGAGUGACUACGACCUUGAUAGUUCAACUAGGGAUAGGCUAGACAGGCAUCGCCAUCACCGUAGGAGGUAA
Prunus armeniaca (apricot) is the source of this 1845-nucleotide messenger RNA. The record is from the annotation of a GenBank genome assembly. Lineage: Eukaryota; Viridiplantae; Streptophyta; Magnoliopsida; Rosales; Rosaceae.